AAUGGGGGAGUUUGGUCAAUUAAUACUAUUAAAACUUAAGGGCGAGAUUAUUCUUAUAAUCAACUCUUUGAUGUUUUAUUGAAAGUCAUAGUUAAAAGAAAAAUCUAGAAGUUCCAGGGGAUUCCGCACGCUUCCAGUUCCAGGUUUAUCCAACCCAAAAGCAAAAGAAGUAUAAAAGUUGACACGUAAGGCAGCGCAAGAGCAGCAAAAGCCGAUGCCACUUGGACGCCUUGUACACGUGUCUUCACAAUACUCUUCUCCAGAAACUCCUCUCUCUCACUACUUUUCUACGCUUUUCUCCUUCCUCUAACUGCAAUCAAAGAAAUCGAACGACUUUAGCAGGAAAGGAAGCAAAAAUGCAGUCAAGACAUGCAACAACAGCAUCGUCAAGGUUGUACCGCGCUCUGUUUGUAGGCCGCAAUGAGCAGGUUCUUCCGCACAGAUUCACGGUAGCAGCCUCAACUUCCAACAGAAGCAAAACUGCUGACCCGGCUAUUCACUACGGCGAACUUGAAGCCGGUCCUGAGGUUCACCUCUGUGAACCUCAAGUAAGUCUCUUUCUUUCUUUGGAUUCCUUGAAUUCCCAUUUAUGGGAUGCUAACAAAACAAAAGGCAGAAUUUGUGAGGGGAAUUUAAACGAACCAGUGAUAGGCACAAAUGCAGACAAACAAAGCGAUACAUCUUUCAAUCGGAUUUCUGAUUUAUGCACUUUUUUCUUGCAGGGCACAGAAAAAUCGGGAGCAGUAAAGGCUGAUCACUGGGAACGAGGAACAGGGACAGAUCCAUUGGUGCAGCCGAAAGCUCCACUCACCUCUUCUCCAAGAUUAGAAAGCACAGAAGUGAAUCACCCAUCGGGUCACAAUUUACAACAAAAGCGCACCGCUGGCAGCAGUGUUGCACCGCUUGAAGAGGUCAGCUGCGUCGGGCUCGACGGCUCGCCAUGGCCGAAGGACAAAAAGGAAGAGCAAAAGUCGGAGCGAGAGCAAACACUGGAUGACAGAGAGUACUACAAACACCAUAAGGCCUCGCCGUUGUCGGAGAUCGAGGUGGCAGAUACAAGGAAGGCUAUUACGCAGGCUACAGAUGGGACGGCAGCAGACCCGUCGGUCUACGGUGGUGGCAGAGACGUGAUGGAGUGGAGACCAGAGCAGCUAGACACGGCUGAGGAGGCGCUGAAGAGAGCUGCUCUGAUUUGGAAGCAAAACGCGAUGCGGGGUGAUCCAGACAGCCCGCAUGGAAGUGUUUUGAGGGAACUCCGUGGGGAGUGGUUUUGAGAAGAGAAUCAUGAUGUUGAAAUAGAGUCCUUUUAGAUGGAGAUUGAUUGUGAAUGCUUUAAUUGCAACGAGCUUUCUGCUUUUGUUUCCUUUGUAAAUUGUAAAUAGAAUCACUUCUCUACUUACUUUUAAUCGAGCGUUUAAGUUUGUGUGGAUUUACUUAAAUAAUUUAGUGGUGUUUUUUUUUAAAUAAAGAAUUUUAAUUUUG
Molecule: messenger RNA, 1482 nt
Organism: Rubroshorea leprosula
Lineage: Eukaryota; Viridiplantae; Streptophyta; Magnoliopsida; Malvales; Dipterocarpaceae
Source: the annotation of a GenBank genome assembly